AUGUUGGCUGCAAUCAUGGGUGUCAGCACAGGCGUAACCACCUACGGCGAGAACAUAGCCCUUAUUCACAUAACAAGAGUGGCAAGCAGGUCCACGAUGCAGAUUGCUGGAGGCCUGCUUAUUAUUAUGGGUCUAUUCACAAAAAUAGCCGCUCUUUUAGCAACAAUCCCAGAUGCACUAGUUGGAGCAGUGCUCAUGAUGGGUAUGUCAAUGAUAGCUGGUGUUGCAAUGAGUAACCUACAGGUAUCAGUAGCUUUGCAUUCACAUUGA
Messenger RNA from Strongylus vulgaris, 270 nucleotides. Lineage: Eukaryota; Metazoa; Nematoda; Chromadorea; Rhabditida; Strongylidae. The record is from the annotation of a GenBank genome assembly.